GGACAGUUCACCGUGCGGUGAGCCACACGCUAGGAACCCUAUAGGCCUGUGCGAGACGUGUAUGGGACAGAAUUCUGAACCAGAUGAGCCAGCAAUGUCCGUCAGCAAGAAGUACGCCGGCUUACCCGACCUCGAUGCCGCACCAGAGGUAUAUGAGACUCCCGACCUAGCGGAUGACGUAUCGACGGCACAGACCGGUACACUCCGCACCCUAUCCCCAGACCCGUCUGAUGAGGGAGACAAUGAAAAUCUUGAUCGCCAUCACCUCGAUCGCGACGGCGCUAGACGACGCUUUGAGCCGUCUGUGGUGGAUGCCAGGGGCGUCGACUUCUCCGACUCGAUAGGCGGUCCUCACCGCUCAUACCGAACACGCAGCUCACGUCGACGCCGACGGAUCCAGGAGAAUGGCGCAGAAGAACUGGGUGAUCUCAGCGACAGCGAGGACGAAACCCUAAGCAGAAAAUUGGCCCGGCUAAAGAGAGAAGCGGAAGAAGUGCGGCUCGAGCUGGAGCGUAGGGAGCAUGAGAAGGACGCCGAAGGGGACAGCGAUGACAAGCGAACACACCGGCAGCACGGCGCAGCUGAUGACGAUGAAGCCGUUGCAGAUCUGGACGAUGUUGAGCAACUGAGCAAGCUUCUUGACACGUUGAGCACAAAAACCAAAUCAAACAUGAAUGCUACAGCCGAAACAGAAUUUCUGUCAAGACUAGAAUCGCAGUCGCGGCUAAGACACCGGCCGGGACAGCAACACGUCGACACUUCAGACCAAAAUGCUUCUGACGAACGACAACAGCAGGAUAACCAGCGGACGGAUCCAUCAUCAAUAUCAGCCCUCCCAGCCGUGGCAGCAUUCUCAGACCGACUGAGUGCCCUAGAAGCGGCACUCGGAGUCUCCUCCACGAGCCUAGAUUCGCAACAGAAGACGUCGAUCUUGCCGACUCUGCAAAAUCUCUCGAGCCAGAUCAGCACGUUAUCCAGCGUCUUGGGCCAGCAAGAUCCGCAGUCUGGGAGGACAACUACGACGAUGACGACCUCCGCACCUCUUCUCGACAGCGUGUCUUCGAAGCUGAGGACUCUGAUCGCCGAAGCCGACCGACUAACCAGGGCGCGGAAGGAAGCAAUGCAAUCGCUGAUCGAGUUGCACGAAAAACGCAUGGGUCAACUCGUCUCCGCUUCGGUGCACACCAACACCAGGCCCCGGCGUGGGCUGUCUAAUGCCUCGGCUGCCAUUAAUCUAGGAGGUGCAGGAGGCGCGGCAGAAUCAGGAGCAGCCGCCGACUUGACUCCUGCUUCCGGCCCUGGCGACGAAUCAUUGCAGAUCCAAUCGCGACUAUUUCUCGAGGAACAAUCGGCCAAGAUCACCGCGCUGUACCAGCUCCUUCCGUCCAUCCAAAACCUGCAGCCGCUGUUACCCGUCGUUCUGGAGCGAUUGCGUACACUCAGUGUGGUUCAUGCCGGUGCAGCCGACGCGAAGAAUAAUCUGGAUGCCGUGGAGAAGAGACAGGCCGAGAUGCGUGACGAAAUCAGGCAGUGGAGAGAUGCCGUCGAAAGCGUGGAGAAGGGCAUGGCUGAUCUGGAAGAUGCGAUGAAAGGGAAUGUCCAGCUUGUGGGAGACAUGGUGUCUAGUCUGGAACGGAGGGUGGAGAGUCUACAACAUUCGAAUUCAUAAGCUACAUGACCAGCUGGCAAAAGACUUUCCUUGUAUACAGGUCUAAAGGGUACGUGGAAGAUGUCCUCAUGAUGAAGAAAAGGAAUAUUGGGAUUUUGGGCCUGCAUCGUCCUGGUCUGCACCCAUAAGCCUCGACCUGCACCACCUUUGGAAAAGACCUCCUAGCCUUCUGUUGUAAAUCGGUCUAACCUCUCGCCUUUUUGAGAAUAUACAAUUUCGGCUCCAAUCCCCAAUGCAGCCACCAACCCUUGGUCCAGCUCCAGCCUGAGUCGAACACGAAUUCGGCGCCAAAUCCUUCUCGUAUCAGAUCAUGCAGUACGCCAUACACCCACUUGCCCACGUUUCCGUACAUUGCCUCCGCGAGACGGGACAGGCCAUCAUCCUCCCUCCUUUUCUGUGGCGGACCCAAGACCAGUAAGCCACGUCCCGUGGAGGGAUUCAAGAGUUUAGGUCUCCCGAGAGCGGGCACUUUGUCGACCACAUCCCACACACCGCCGACAGGGACCUCGGGAUCCUCGACGACGACAUAGUCAAAUUGAGACCAGAAAUCCGGCGAGAGAAACUCCGAGCUGCUGUUAUCGGACUUGUCGUAGAUCCACGCCGUCGGCCGUGUCGAGGUGAUGGUCGGCUUACGCCCGUCAGCGGAGCCUGGGAGUGUGAAGACGGGACGAUUGGCGAUAUGUGGGGGCGGCGAUUCCAAGAAUCGCGUCACUCCGGUCUGUAGAGCCAGAUUGGUGAGAUGGACACGGAUGACGGGCUGUGGGCCAUAGUUGAGAGUUAGAGAGUGUAGUGACUUCAGGGCAUGGGCGGCCGGGUACGUUUGCGCAGACAGCGGCAGAAGCACACCGUGGGAGAAGAUGGCUGCCAUGGCCGUGCUGAGCACUAGUAGAUAGGUGCUGAGGCGGAAGAAAAGAGACCGCCCUCUCCGCACGAACAUGUAAUUCGCGCAGAGAGCAGCGGCCGCCGCAAUGGGUGGAACGACGGGGAACAAGAACCUCGUCUCUUUGUGCGGUAGAAAUGAAUAGAGACAGAUAUAUCCCAGGGACGGGAUUAUCAGGUCGGCCAGUUGAGGACGUAGUGCGGUUGGGGCAAUCAUAAAAAGGGGCAGAAUCAACAGCAAUACUGGGUUGGACAGAAGUCGUGGUAGAGCAGACGUGAAGUACCAGUGCCACGGGGCCGUGCCCCAGGCUGAUGCGCCCAGACUGUCUUGCGAAGGGAACACAUUGGACAAAAAUGCAGCGAGUUCAGGCCACAAUAGACGCGGGGAUUGCCAGAAGUAGGUGUCGAUGGCGACGGUCAGAAGCAGACCUGCAAUGGUGGCGGCCACAAUGGCCGGGAGGAAGACUCUUCGAAUCAAAGCCAUGGCCGAGGCUACGCUGCGCGUCUUCCACAGCAUGUACAGACACUGCGAGCCAAGCAACAACGCAAGUUCGGAGCGGAAAAUCACCGUCGCCAGCGUCAGGAGAUAUAAUGCCAAUCGGGCGUGCUUGGCCUGCAGUUCCGGAGUUGAGUGGCUUGGUAGGAGGAAUCGUAGAGCAAAUGUACCUGUUCGCCAUAGACAUUCGCUGGUCAGAUAAAACCCGCCAGCUGAUCAGGCAUUCAGGGUAGGAGGAAAGCCGUACUGAUACCAAAAGCGAACAUGUUCGGAAGAGUCCGAGAUGAGUAAUAUAGCAGAUGGAAUUGACUGGCCUGUAGCGCCGUGUACCAUGCUGCAGUGAGCUUGCCGUAUGCUCUCCUCACACCAGAGGCAUAACUGAUGAGGGCUGCCGCGUUGAAUAGACCCAAG
Molecule: messenger RNA, 3455 nt
Organism: Exophiala dermatitidis NIH/UT8656
Lineage: Eukaryota; Fungi; Ascomycota; Eurotiomycetes; Chaetothyriales; Herpotrichiellaceae
Product: dynactin 2
Exons: 3
Coding region: 62-1669 (535 amino acids)
Biological process (GO): mitotic spindle organization
Cellular component (GO): cytoplasm; dynactin complex
Source: RefSeq, a predicted model, not a curated record